Nicotiana attenuata is the source of this 1613-nucleotide messenger RNA. Its product is annotated as polyubiquitin. Gene Ontology annotation, biological process: protein ubiquitination; modification-dependent protein catabolic process. Lineage: Eukaryota; Viridiplantae; Streptophyta; Magnoliopsida; Solanales; Solanaceae. Gene Ontology annotation, cellular component: cytoplasm; nucleus. The transcript has 2 exons. Gene Ontology annotation, molecular function: ubiquitin protein ligase binding; protein tag activity. The record is from RefSeq and is a predicted model, not a curated record. Bases 100 to 1473 code for a protein of 457 amino acids.
UUCUCAUUCUUCUCUCUAUAAUAAUAAUAUCUCUCCUGCUUCUCCUUCUCUAAGAAGCUCUCUUUUCUCUCUCCUUUGAUUCACAACAACCUUUUCAAGAUGCAAAUCUUUGUAAAGACCCUCACUGGCAAAACCAUCACUCUCGAGGUUGAGAGUUCAGACACUAUUGACAAUGUUAAGGCAAAGAUCCAAGAUAAGGAAGGAAUUCCUCCAGAUCAGCAAAGGUUGAUCUUUGCUGGAAAGCAGUUAGAGGAUGGGCGAACUCUUGCUGACUACAAUAUCCAAAAGGAGUCUACCCUCCACCUUGUCCUUCGUCUGCGUGGUGGUAUGCAGAUCUUUGUAAAAACUUUAACAGGGAAGACUAUCACUCUCGAGGUUGAGAGCUCAGACACAAUUGAUAAUGUUAAGGCAAAGAUUCAGGACAAGGAAGGCAUUCCUCCGGAUCAGCAAAGGUUGAUCUUUGCUGGAAAGCAACUUGAGGAUGGUCGUACCCUUGCUGACUACAACAUCCAAAAGGAGUCCACCCUCCACCUUGUUCUCCGUUUGCGUGGUGGUAUGCAGAUCUUUGUAAAAACUUUGACAGGAAAGACUAUUACCCUUGAGGUUGAGAGUUCCGAUACAAUUGACAAUGUCAAAGCUAAAAUCCAGGAUAAAGAAGGCAUUCCUCCAGAUCAGCAGAGGUUGAUCUUCGCUGGAAAGCAACUUGAGGAUGGUCGUACCCUUGCUGACUACAAUAUUCAGAAGGAAUCCACUCUCCAUCUGGUGCUGAGGCUGAGGGGUGGUAUGCAAAUCUUUGUGAAAACCUUGACUGGGAAAACUAUUACUCUUGAAGUUGAGAGCUCGGACACCAUCGACAAUGUGAAGGCAAAAAUUCAAGAUAAGGAAGGGAUUCCACCUGACCAGCAGAGGCUUAUUUUUGCUGGGAAGCAGCUUGAGGAUGGAAGGACUUUAGCUGAUUACAACAUCCAGAAGGAAUCAACCCUCCAUUUGGUGCUGCGCCUGAGGGGUGGUAUGCAGAUCUUUGUGAAGACAUUGACAGGGAAAACUAUCACCCUUGAAGUUGAGAGCUCGGACACCAUCGACAAUGUGAAGGCUAAAAUUCAAGACAAGGAAGGAAUCCCACCUGACCAGCAGAGGUUGAUUUUUGCAGGGAAGCAGCUUGAGGACGGGAGGACUCUUGCUGAUUAUAACAUCCAGAAAGAGUCCACACUCCAUUUGGUGCUCCGAUUGAGAGGAGGGAUGCAGAUUUUUGUUAAGACUUUGACUGGGAAGACGAUCACCCUGGAGGUUGAGAGCUCGGAUACCAUUGACAAUGUGAAGGCAAAGAUUCAGGAUAAGGAGGGUAUUCCACCAGACCAGCAGAGGCUGAUUUUUGCUGGUAAGCAGCUGGAGGAUGGUCGUACCCUUGCUGAUUAUAACAUUCAGAAAGAAUCAACUCUUCACCUGGUUCUUCGUCUCCGUGGUGGCUUUUGAUAAUUUAUUGUUGUGGCUCUUGGAACUGUUGUCUUUCUUUAGAUCCUUUGGUCGAAAAAUGUUUUUAGACUGUGUGUGAUCUGUUUGGACACUCGUUUCUUUAAUAAAUUUAGCUUCCAGUAUGGCUGAUUGCAUCCUUA